UCACUACUGGCUGCCAGAGGAGUCAUGGCAGAGUUAAAGGACCAGACAGGAGUCUCCCAGGAGGACCUGCCACUACCUGAUGAUUACCCUGAACCACAUGUGGAGGACGGAGCAGUGCUGAAUGGAGAGGCAGAGUGGGACGCUUCUAGUACCACAGGGGAAAGCACCAAAGAUCAGGCUGUAAAAAGCAGCCCGAACUUGCUGCAGAUGCUCAAGGCAGCAGAGAGCAGGUGGACUCCUCAGGGUCGGGACAGAGACGGGACAGAGGCGUCUGGGACAGGAGAGCUGGUUACUGAAGCUCUAAAGACUGACAUGCAAAUACAGUUCACUGACCAGAAGCAAGAAUUCAACAAACGUCCCACCAAGACAGGUCGACGCUCUCUAUCUCGCUCCAUCUCACAGUCGUCCACAGAUAGCUACAGUUCAGUGUGCAGUGACAGCUCUGAGGAUGAAUCUUCUCCCAAAGACAAGCUUCAGAAGACCUCCAAGGGCCUUUCCGACUUCUGCAUCAAAAACAUCAAGCAGGCUGAUUUCGGACGCAGAGAAAUAGAAAUCGCAGAGCAAGAGAUGCCAGCACUGAUGGUGCUGAGGAAAAGAGCAGGUGGGGAGAAACCUCUGGCUGGAGCCAAGGUUGUGGGCUGCACACACAUCACUGCACAGACAGCGGUGUUGAUUGAGACUCUGUGUGCGUUGGGGGCUCAGUGUCGCUGGGCAGCCUGUAACAUCUUCUCCACUCAGAACGCUGUUGCAGCUGCUCUGGCUGAAGGAGGCACCUCAGUGUUUGCGUGGAGAGGAGAAUCAGAGGACGACUUCUGGUGGUGCAUCGACCAAUGUGUCGGUGCCGAGACCUGGCAGCCCAACAUGAUUCUGGAUGACGGUGGUGACCUGACCCACUGGAUCUAUAAGAAGUACCCGAGUCUGUUCAAGAAGAUCAAAGGCAUCGUGGAGGAAAGCGUUACAGGCGUCUAUCGGUUGUACCAGCUGUCAAAGGCGGGCAGACUGUGUGUCCCGGCAAUGAACGUUAAUGACUCAGUGACCAAGCAGAAAUUUGACAACCUCUACUGCUGCAAGGAGUCCAUACUGGAUGGGUUGAAGCGAACCACUGACGUCAUGUUUGGAGGAAAACAGGUGGUAGUGUGUGGAUAUGGUGAGGUUGGAAAAGGUUGCUGCGCUGCCCUGAAAGCACUGGGUGCUGUUGUAUACGUUACAGAAGUGGAUCCCAUUUGUGCCCUUCAGGCUUGCAUGGAUGGCUUCAGACUGAUUAAACUGAGUGAGGUGGUCAGGCAGGUAGACAUGGUCAUCACCUGCACAGGCAACAAAAAUGUGGUGGGGAGGGAACAUCUGGACAGAAUGAAGAACGGCUGCAUAGUUUGCAACAUGGGUCAUUCCAACACUGAGAUAGAUUUGGUGAGUCUGCGGACCUCAGAGCUGAGGUGGGAGCGUGUGAGGCCUCAGGUGGACCACGUUAUCUGGCCUGAUGGCAAGAGAAUUGUCCUGCUGGCUGAGGGCCGUUUGCUGAAUCUAAGCUGCUCCACAGUGCCAUCAUUUGUCCUCUCCAUCACUGCCACAACUCAGGCCCUGGCUCUCAUAGAGCUGUACAACGCUCCUGAGGGACGAUACAAACAUGACGUCUACCUGCUGCCAAAGAAGAUGGAUGAAUAUGUGGCCAGUCUUCACCUGCCCACAUUUGACGCUCACCUCACAGAACUGACUGAUGAUCAGGCCAAGUACCUGGGCAUCAGCAAAAACGGGCCCUUCAAACCCAACUACUACAGGUAUUAACCUGUGGACAUAAAAGCUGGAGGACAGCAGCUCCUCAGAUAUGCUGUGGUGGAUUUUAGAUCUGCAAACAGAGCACUGACGCCCUCUACAGUCUGAAGAUCACUCAGAUACAAUGUUGUGAAAGAGCAGAUGAAGACUGCAAUCUACUUUUGUUCACUUAUGUUUUUCUUUUUUUUUUUUUUGUGCAUGUGCAGUUGCAUCUGUUUCUGGUUAUGAAUGUUCACAGUGUCCAGGUAAAUACAAAGAACUGACUGUUUUAUUAUUUACUCUUCUGUUAAAAAACAAAACAAAAAUUAAAAAAAAACAACAACACACCAUUUAUAAACUGGAGCAGCUGUCACUUACAUAUAUUUAAUCAACCACUUGUAAACUAUAAAUUGCGG
Molecule: messenger RNA, 2165 nt
Organism: Toxotes jaculatrix (banded archerfish)
Lineage: Eukaryota; Metazoa; Chordata; Actinopteri; Toxotidae
Product: S-adenosylhomocysteine hydrolase-like protein 1
Exons: 17
Coding region: 25-1782 (585 amino acids)
Biological process (GO): L-methionine cycle
Cellular component (GO): cytosol
Source: RefSeq, a predicted model, not a curated record